AUGCCAAGUGGAGCCUUCCCGAUUGGUACAAAGGCGGUCGACGCUACGACCUUGUCACAACAUUGGAACCUUCCCAGGCAAGACUUUACCACAUUCACCCCACCCCCCGCCAACCACCACGACAUCGAAUCCACCUCCAGACUCCGCCAACCGGGUCGCGCACAUUCGCACAUACUAUUGAUCCCAACAUAG
Molecule: messenger RNA, 192 nt
Organism: Bipolaris victoriae FI3
Lineage: Eukaryota; Fungi; Ascomycota; Dothideomycetes; Pleosporales; Pleosporaceae
Exons: 1
Coding region: 1-192 (63 amino acids)
Source: RefSeq, a predicted model, not a curated record